This is a messenger RNA of Thalassophryne amazonica, 819 nucleotides long. RefSeq names its product cellular retinoic acid-binding protein 1. Lineage: Eukaryota; Metazoa; Chordata; Actinopteri; Batrachoidiformes; Batrachoididae. The record is from RefSeq and is a predicted model, not a curated record. Gene Ontology annotation, molecular function: fatty acid binding. The coding region runs from base 88 to 501 and encodes 137 amino acids. Gene Ontology annotation, cellular component: nucleus; cytosol. The transcript is spliced from 4 exons. Gene Ontology annotation, biological process: fatty acid transport.
AGGAGGCAGAGGGUGAAACACACAGCCUGGGAAGAGGCAGAAGAGGAGAGACACACGACAAGCAGAGACGUCCUGACGACAAGAACAAUGCCAAAUUUUGCAGGCAUCUGGAAAAUGAAAGCAAGUGAGAACUUUGACGAGCUGCUGAAAGCACUGGGGGUGAACCCAAUCCUGAGGAAAGUAGCAGUGGCAGCCGCAUCAAAGCCCCACGUGGAGAUCAGGCAGGACGGCGAUCACUUCUACAUCAAGACAUCCACCACAGUCCGCACCACAGAGAUCAACUUCCUCAUAGGGGAGGAGUUUAAUGAGGAGACUGUAGAUGGCAGAAAGUGUAAGAGUUUGGCCACUUGGGAAACAGACAACAAGAUUUACUGCAAGCAGGCCCUGCUGAGUGGGAACGGCCCAAAGACCUUCUGGAGCCGAGAACUCAAAGGAGAUGAACUCAUACUGAUCUUUGGGGCAGAUGACGUCUUGUGCAGGAGGAUUUACGUACGAGCGUAGCAGACCUGCAUGUAAAUUCAUACGACUCACACGUCCACAAUAAAGCAGAGGGCUUAAACUGAUUCCAUAAAUGGCCAAGAGGGGGCAGGUUUUCUUUGCAACCACCAACUCCAGCAACAGGUCACUGAAUAUUUUCAGAGAAAUCUUUCAGCUGGUGGUACAAGCAUCAAAUUCAGCACAAAUAUACCUUAGACAUUAGUCUUUAGAAGAAAGAAAAAAAAUGGACACUUGAACUUUCAUAGGGAGCCAUCUCCAACCGCUUAGUCUAAUAAAGGGUCACGGGGGGCUGGUGUCUAUCCCAGCAGUCAUAGUGUGCAA